AUGGGGCAGGGCAGUUCUUACAUGCUUAACACCUACCGCUGCAGGCCUUUUAUAGCCACAUUCAAAAUUGCAGAGUUGCUUCAGUGUGGUGCCAUCUUAAACCAUAAGGUGCUUGUCCUUUCCUGUGGAAUCACACUGUUCUGGAGCAGUAUUUUCAGUGUUGGACACUCCUGGGAAGGGCCCUUGAGUCACUCCUCAUCAGAAUGUUUUUAUUAUCCAAGAAAAGAAUCGGCUGUGGUCUGCAGACAUAUGCAAACAAAUACUGUGCAGCAGGAAGUAGCUGCAAUGCUAGGUGUGGAAGGUAAUUGA
Messenger RNA from Podarcis lilfordi (Lilford's wall lizard), 309 nucleotides. Lineage: Eukaryota; Metazoa; Chordata; Lepidosauria; Squamata; Lacertidae. The record is from the annotation of a GenBank genome assembly.